Messenger RNA from Trichechus manatus latirostris (Florida manatee), 4130 nucleotides. Its product is annotated as zinc finger protein 14-like. Bases 90 to 2033 code for a protein of 647 amino acids. NCBI's taxonomy places the organism in Eukaryota, Metazoa, Chordata, Mammalia, Sirenia, Trichechidae. The record is from RefSeq and is a predicted model, not a curated record. The transcript has 4 exons. Gene Ontology annotation, biological process: regulation of transcription by RNA polymerase II. Gene Ontology annotation, molecular function: DNA-binding transcription factor activity, RNA polymerase II-specific; RNA polymerase II transcription regulatory region sequence-specific DNA binding. Gene Ontology annotation, cellular component: nucleus.
GCAGCGGGAGCGUUUCGUACGUGCGCCGCUUGGUCCCUGGUGUCCCGGUUCCCGCGGAGAGGACGCCGGGAGGUCUCCGGGAGCCGGAGAUGGAAUCAGUCGUCUUUGAAGAUGUGGCUGUGGACUUCACUCUGGAGGAGUGGGCUUUGCUGGAUCCUGUUCAGAGGAAGCUCUACAGAGAUGUGAUGCUGGAAACUUUUAGGAACUUGGCAUCAGUAGAUGAUGAGACUCCAUUUAAGGCCAAUGAGUCAGUUUCUCAACGAGAUACUCAUGAGAAAAAAAUAUCCAAGGAAGAUAAAAUACUGAAGUUUACAAGAAAUGAUUCUUGGUCCUCCAUUUUAGGAAAAAUUUCAGAAGGCCUUAGCAUUGAAGAUCAGCCUAAAGACCAGGGGUUGCUUCUUCGAGAUUGUAUGGUUCUGAGACUCUGUGAAAGUAAUGAAGGUCAUCAAUGGGGAGAAACCUUCAGCCAGAUUCCAAAUCUUAAUCUAUACAAGAAAACGACUACUAGAAACAAUCCAUUUGAAUGCACUGAGUGUGGAAAAGUCUUUAUGUAUCCUUCCUCAUUUAAGAGGCACAUCGCAAGUCAUGCUGGACACAAACCAUAUCAGUGUCCAGAAUGUGGGAAGGGCUUUGGUUUUCCAUCAGAAUUAAGAAGGCAUGUGAGAAUUCACAGUGGAGAAAGACCUUAUGCAUGUGAAUUAUGCUGGAAAACCUUCAUUCAUCUCCGAUCCUAUCGAAGGCAUGAAAAGGUUCAUAGUAAAGAGAAACUUUAUGAAUGUAAACAAUGUGGAAGCACCUUCAGUUUUCUCGACUCCUAUCAAAGGCAUGAAAGGACUCACAAUAAAGAGAAGUUCAAUGAAUGCAAGGAAUGUGGAAAAGCCUUCAAGUGGCCCUCAUCUUUAACAAGACAUAUGAGAACGCACAGCCGAGAGAAACCCUAUGAAUGUAAGCAAUGUGGGAAAGCCUUCAAAUGGCCCAUAUCUUUACAAACACAUAUGAGAACACACACUGAAGAAAAAUCUUACAAAUGUAAGCGAUGUGGGAAAGCUUUCAUUUGGCCUAUAUCGUUACGUACACAUAGGAGAUCACACUGUGGAGAGAAAUCCUAUGAAUGUAAGCAAUGUGGGAAGGCAUUCAGUUGGCCCAUAUGCUUACAAAGACAUAUGAGAGUGCAUACUGUAGAGGAACUUUAUGAAUGCAAUCAGUGUGGGAAAACAUUCCGUUGGCACUUUUCCUUACGGAGACAUUUGAUAACACACUCUGGAGCCAAACCCUAUGAAUGUAAAGAUUGUGGGAAAGCCUUUAGUUGGCUUAUAUCCUUGCGAGAGCAUAUGACAAAGCACUCUGGCAAGAUAUUCUAUGAAUGCAAGGAAUGUGGCAAAGCAUUCUAUUAUCUCCAGUCCCUUCGAAGGCAUGAAAGGUCUCACAGCGAAGAGAAACUCUAUAAAUGUAGGCAGUGUGGGAAAGGCUUCAAUCAACUCUUCUACCUUCGAAGACACGUGAGAAUGCAUACUGGAGAGAAACUUUAUGAAUGUAAGGAAUGUGGAAAAACCCUUAAGUGGGCCUCAUCUUUAACAAUACAUAUGAGAAUGCACACAGGAAAGAAACCCUAUGAAUGUAAGCAGUGUGGGAAAGCCUUCAACUGGUCUAUCUCUUUACGAGCACAUAUGAGAAUGCACUCUGGAGAGAAACCCUAUGAAUGUAAGCAAUGUGGGAAAGCCUUCUAUUGGUCCAUAUCUUUACGGGCACAUAUGACUACACACACUGGAGAGAAACCCUAUGUAUGUAAACAAUGUGGGAAAGGCUUCAAUCAGCUGUCAUACCUUCGACGACAUGUGAAAAUGCAUUCUGGAGAGAAACCCUAUGAAUGUAAACAAUGUGGGAAAGCCUUCAAGUGUCCCUCAUCGUUACCAAAACACAUGAGGACUCACACUGGAGAGAAACCCUAUGAAUGUAAGCAAUGUGGAAAGGCUUUUGUUUCUUCCUCAGCCUUACGAUAUCACGUGAGAACACACAGUAGAGUGGAACACUAGCAACGUAAUGUGGGAAUGCCUUCUGAAAACUAAUUCAUGUAUAAUGCUUUUACAAAUUCACACCAGGAGAAGAAUCUUAUAAAAGUUAUAAAUGUAACAUUCCCUUUAUCAGUACCUUAUCCUUAAAGUGAAUCCAUUGGAGUUUAUUUUUAGUUUUUUAAGAAAUAAGUAUUAAGGUAAGAAAGGAUUCUGUAGGUAAUCUUUUAGCUGUAAUACAAAAGUUUUCCCAGGUAGUAUUUUUUCUUAUUAUUAAGUUAAUCUUUUACCUUUGAAGUUUAAAGUCUGCUGGAUCCCUGGGUAUUUUGAAUGGUAUUUUUAAUAAGCAGUUAGGUUUAAUUUUCAUGAAGUUUUUAAAAUUGUUCUGGAAGUAAGCGAUUAUUAGUACUAUGACACUUUGGUAUUUGUUUGGAUUUACUUAUAGGCCUAGUGUGGUAGGUACUAGGUAUCUGUCACCCAUUAUUUACAUUCUUCCUUACUGGGAGAGCUUUUUUUUAGUUGCCAGAGAGGCCUUAUUCCAUUUUCCUGGCUGGUACUUGGUAGAAAUUAAUAAUUAUGCAAAGUUGUUCUAAAGGAGUGAAUUGUUAUUUUCAAACUUCGUUAUUUCAGCAUCAGUCAUAUUGGAAAUUACAUUUACCAGAAUCCCUUCCCUGUAUGGUUCCAUGUUCAAGCCUACUAAUAGCCCAGUUGCAUGAGAUUUGGAAAACACAAGUGAGGAGGGUAUUGCUGAGGUUUUGUACCACAGUGCAGGGAGAGAGGCACAUGCACAGGCGCUUUUAUGGUUACCAGUUCUCAGCUAGUUUUCCUGUUUUGUGGCCCUGCCAUUCAAGAGUAUCCUCAAAACAAACAACUGCUUGGCUUCCAUUUUUCUCAAAGGUAUAGCCUUCCAAAGACAUCUCCACAAGCUUGGCAUCAGGGAGUCCACUUCUGUGAUGAGACAACCAAUUUGAUUUCCCUGCAAAUGGUAGUGUGUUCUCCAGGCCACUGUUUAGACUGUCAUGGUUGCUCAUCUUUUCUGCUGCUCUGACUCUUCUAUAUAUUUUAGUAUGUUUUUAUAAGGUCUAGUUUGUAUAGCGAACACCUUGUUUUCUUCAUUUCAAGUGGUUUUGUGUUCCUGAUGUUACCACGACAGCUACAAUGUGAAACCAAAAACAUAAAUAAACCAUACAGAUGGGUUUUGUUACAUAUGCAUCUGUAAUUCUUACAUCAACUAUCUCAUCUGACAUUUUACAUUUACAACAAUAAUUUGAGCAUUAAUGAUCCCACCGACCUGAGCACCCUCCUCAUGCACAGCUCGUCCAGGGUGCACCGAAAGAGGAGUAGCACCGCCCCUAGGGUAUUUAAUCUCACUCUGGAAUCUGCAGGGUGACCAACAGUCCAGCUUCUCCUGACUCACACCUCCCUCCCUCCUGGCUCUAUCCCGCAUGCUUCACUCUGCCCCAUGCUCACCUCGUGGGCACCAGGAAUGGGGCACAGGUGGUGGGCAGCACUCAUGUCUGUGGAGCCACACUCUGGCCAAAGCUACCAUGUACCACCCAGCCUGUGCUGCCCUGCUUACUGCACCAGAUCACUGCAGAGCCUGAGCUGGGAUGCCAGGUGACUGAGGACACCUGGCCAGCAGCCUGCAGCAUGGAUUUGGAUUCUGGCAAGCAGAGCGAGGACCAGCCCGGGACUGUCGAGUAUUUCACAUAAUGCCAAUUUCUGCAUAAUGACCUGGUCAUUGGAAUCUAACCAUGUUGAUAAGGGAGGAGUGGGUGUAACAAAAUUUUUUUAGAAAUCCACACAGUAUUUUGUUUUCCUACCACAUUUGUUAUCCUACCAGAUUUUUUAGUGUGUGCUGACCCUGUCUUUCCACAUGCAAACAAGCAUCAUUGUCAUAUAGGAUAGACAUGGGGAGCUUUCUGAUACAGCUGAAUACAAUCCCUCUGUAUGUGUUCAGUUAUUAUGUAUGAUUCUGUGUCAUUAAAAACUGUAUUUUCCCCAAAAACAAUAUGUAGAUACUUCUUAGAAGUACGCUAUUAUUUUCUUCAAAUCAGUUAUAUACUAACAAAUGUUAUUCUAAACCUGGUGGUGCAGUGGUUAAGAGCUACAGCUGCAAAC